AUGCCUAACGCCUCAGGGCUCCUGGGAGCCCCCCUGGUGUGGGCAACCGGGCCGCAGGUGGACGGCGUGGGGAACAGCUCCCAGGGCACCUCCCAGCUCUUCCUCACCUCGGCGCUGGCCCGCGGCAUCUCGGGCGUCUUCGUGUGGACCGCCCUGGUGCUCACCGGCCACCAGAUCUACCUGCACCUGCGCUCCUACACCGUGCCCAGCGAGCAGCGCUACAUCAUCCGCCUGCUCUUCAUCGUCCCCGUCUACGCCGUCGACUCCUGGCUCAGCCUCCUCCUCCUGGGGGGCCGCCAGCACUAUGUCUACUUUGACUCCGUGAGGGAUUGCUACGAAGCCUUUGUCAUUUACAGCUUCCUGAGCCUCUGUUUCCAGUACCUGGGGGGCGAGAGUGCCAUCAUGGCUGAGAUUCGGGGAAAACCCAUCCGGCCCAGCUGCUUCUACGGCACCUGCUGCCUUCGGGGCAUGUCCUACUCCAUCGGGUUUCUGCGCUUCUGCAAGCAGGCCACACUGCAGUUCUGCAUUGUGAAGCCCAUCAUGGCCUUGGUCACCAUCAUCCUGCAGGCGUUCGGCAAAUACCACGACGGGGACUUCAACAUCCACAGCGGUCACCUCUACGUCACCCUCGUCUACAACGCCUCCGUGAGCCUGGCCCUCUACGCCCUGUGCCUUUUCUACUUCGCCACCAGGGAGCUCCUGCAGCCCUUUGAGCCUGUCCUCAAGUUCCUCACCAUCAAGGCCGUCAUCUUCCUCUCUUUCUGGCAGGGGAUGCUGCUGGCCAUCCUGGAGAGGUGUGGGCUCAUCCCUGAGGCCCAGGUCAUCGACGGGAGCAGGGUGGGGGCCGGCACGGUGGCCGCUGGCUACCAGAACCUCAUCAUCUGCAUCGAGAUGCUCUUUGCCUCCAUCGCCCUGCGCUACGCCUUCACCUGCCAGGUGUACUCGGAGAAGAAAGAGCGCUCGCCAGCCCCCACGGCGCCCAUGCAGAGCAUCUCCAGCGGCCUCAAGGAGACCGUGAGCCCGCAGGACAUCGUGCAGGACGCCAUCCACAACUUCUCACCCGCCUACCAGCAGUACAUGCAGCAGGCCACACACGAGGCCCAGGGACCUGGCGAGGGCAGGGACUCCUUGCCCAGCACCCACCCUGGCAUGGGUGGUGGCUCCGGCAGGGGCAGGAAGAGCCGCAACAUGGAGAAGAGGAUGCUGAUCCCCACGGAGGAGCUGUAGAGGGGCCCCGGGGUCAGCGGCCGCCUGGCUGGGGUCAGUGGUCCAGGCCGCUGGGAAAGGACAGGGACCCUCACCCACCGACCGUCUUGCCAAAGGUCAGGCCUCUCCUGGGAACUUCCUGCUAGGCCCGUGGAGCCCACUGCCCAUCCCACCUC
This is a messenger RNA of Mesoplodon densirostris (Blainville's beaked whale), 1382 nucleotides long. It is a transcript of the gene TMEM184A, whose product is annotated as transmembrane protein 184A. Bases 1 to 1227 code for a protein of 408 amino acids. Gene Ontology annotation, molecular function: transporter activity. Gene Ontology annotation, biological process: transport. Gene Ontology annotation, cellular component: early endosome membrane. The transcript has 8 exons. NCBI's taxonomy places the organism in Eukaryota, Metazoa, Chordata, Mammalia, Artiodactyla, Ziphiidae. The record is from RefSeq and is a predicted model, not a curated record.